Molecule: messenger RNA, 4152 nt
Organism: Asterias rubens (European starfish)
Lineage: Eukaryota; Metazoa; Echinodermata; Asteroidea; Forcipulatida; Asteriidae
Product: D-glutamate cyclase, mitochondrial-like
Exons: 11
Coding region: 149-2029 (626 amino acids)
Biological process (GO): glutamate metabolic process
Molecular function (GO): D-glutamate cyclase activity
Source: RefSeq, a predicted model, not a curated record
UGCGUGUGGGUUGGCAUUGUAUGUACACAAUUGUAGAUAGCGCAACCCACCCGAGACCGAGUCGAUCACAAUGUAUACAUUUUGAGGCAAAGUUUUCUGCUGUUGUGGUCAACUUUGAACAAUAAAGACAAGGCAGAGUGUGGCCAUCAUGCCAGCUCCAAUGAGGGGAGAACUCUGCAAUGCGCUGCCAGAAGUGGCCAGAAAAGCAUUCCGCUCUGGACACUACUUCAGGGAAAGUACUUCUGGAAUGUGUCAAGGUUAUGGACAGACCAAUCUAGUCAUACUGGAAAAAAACGUAGCAGAGGAUUUUGCAAAGUUCUGUGCCGCUAAUAAAGGACCCCUUCCGGUUUUGUAUCAAUCAGAAAUUGGGCAAGUUACAGCACCAGGAAUCACACAAACAGAUUCGGAUGUCAGAACAGACUUGCCAGCUUACAACAUCAUUGAAGACGGUAAAGUCACCCAUACAGUGAAGAGCCUUCUGGGCUUCAAGGAGAUCUUGAAAGACUUUGUCUCCUUCUACCAGGGAUGUAGCUUCUCCUUCGACAAAGCCUUACUCUCUGCAGGCGUACCUUUAAGAAACCUGGAGCAGAAUUGUUGUGUCAGUGCAUACAGAACUGGUGUGAUGUGCCAUCCGGUAGCGCCAUUCAAAGGCCAUAUAGCUGUAUCCAUGAGACCGAUACCAAAGGAGCUUGUCGAGACGGCGUUCCGUGUAACUCUACCACUCACUCGGAACCAUGGUGCUCCCAUCCAUAUUGGAGAUCCAGCUUUGAUUGGGAUAUCUGACAUAACCAAGCCAGAAUUCUGUGAUCCAUUGAACUUCCAAGAAGGAGAUGUUCCUGUCUUCUGGGCCUGUGGUAUUACUGGAACAGAAGCCAUUUUGUCUCUCAAAUGUCCGAUAGCUUUCUCCCACUAUCCGGGAAGCAUGUACAUCUCAGACGCCCCGACAGACCUUGAUGAUAAAACCAUUGAUCAAGACAACCCAGAAGAGAACCCUAAAGUCAUUCCUCUAAGUGAGAAACCUUACUGGGCGAGUGUGACUAGUGAGGCGGUCGUCAGAAAGAUUCAGCAAUUAGAGGUGGCUAUGGCUGAAGAUUUAGGCAACAGGAAUAUUGGAAAUCUCGUUGUGCCCGGUGAUCUCCUGAAGUCGGCCCUCGCUCUCUCCCAUGCCUCAUCAGUUGCCGUGACAACAGGCUUCCCCUGUUUCAUCAAUAACAGGAAUCCGUAUGAGGAUGACGGACCGCCGGGGGCAAUUGCUAUUGCCAUGAUGCUACAAGCUCUCGGGAAGAAGGUGGAUUUGCUUGCUGAUAAGACGCUUUAUGGACCCCUGACUACAUUGAUGGAAACGUUGGUGGAAAAACAAGUUCUUCACAGCCCCAUCCCCGUAGUGCUGUACCCACCUGAAGGACAAGAAGACAACAUGGAAACAGCCAAGACAUUCAUGUUAAAAGGUAGCAGCCCUCGGUACGAUCAUCUCCUAGCUAUUGAGAGAGUAGGCAGGGCAGAGGAUGGACGGUACUACACCAUGAAGGCUAUUGAUAUUAGCAAGCUGGUUGGAGGUGUGGAUUGGUUGUUCAUGGCAGCUGCUGAGAUGCCAUUGGUUCAUACCACAGGCAUCGGAGAUGGAGGCAAUGAACUGGGCAUGGGUAAAGUCAAAGAUAUCAUCCACCGUGACAUCCCCAAUGGACCCACCAUCGCCUGUGCCAUUGCCUCAGGCUACCUACUCACUGCUGGGGUAUCUAACUGGGGUGGUUACGCCUUAGCUACAGCCCUGUACCUAGUCAGUAGGUGCCCUAUCCAUGAUAGAUACAGAAGGAGGGCAGUCGGGUACCCACCGACGGAGAAAGAGCUGGAGAGGUCUAGAAAGGCAUUGCCGGAUGUUGAGCGGGAGGGGCAGAUGUUAGACAUCCUGAUCAGCCAAGAGUUCUUUGACAUGACAGGGACGGAUGUCAGGAAUGUGGACGGACUGUCCUUUCAAGACGUCCACACUAAGAAGAUUCAAGAGAUACUUAGAGUCAUUGGAGAAAACUAAAAGAUGAUAACCAGUGAGUUGGAGAAUCUAAAUCAGGACUGACAUAAACCAAUUGUAAUCAGAUAAUAUUUUUCACUGAUUUAUACCAAAGUGAUGAGACUGAGUAAUUUGUAUUCUAUAAAACGAUAAAAUGAUAUAGUAUUUUUGUAAUCUUUAUGGAUAACUAUUUUUUCUCUUGUUACAAAUAGUUAUAUAGUUUUAAAUGGGAGUGUGAUUCUCGGAUUUUUGUUUCAAAUUGAACUUUGAUGGAUGUUUUAUAGGGGAGAAUACCAGAUUUAUGCAAUUAAAUAUUAUCAAGUUUCAUGCAGGCAUGCAACUUAUCAAUUAAGCAGCUGAUAUUUGUUUUUCACCAAUUUAAGUGACAUAGAAAGUGGAACUUAAAAACACUGUACAAUGUUUUCUGUGCCAGGCAACUUGCUCAUGAACAAGUUAAGAGUACCAGUGUGUACUGUUUGAAUGUAUGGUGAAAUAAGUUGGAGCCAGUGAAAAGUGUUGGGUUAAAAGCCAUUUGCGAGUUAGAUUUGAAUACUGUUCUGGUACAAUGACGUGCUAUAAUCACAAGUUACCACCUACAUGCUAAGAUUAAUUGCAUGAAGUGCAACACAAGCUAUUUUUGAGGUACCAACCUUUUUCAACCCACCUACUGUCUGAUCAUCUACUGUGGUUUUGAAUGACAGACAAACUAAUUAGUAUUAUGAGUGUGGUGAUUGCAUCUACACAGUACAAAGUCAACCCUCCUACUGUGUGACCAUUCAAUGUCAUGUACCCAGGGGUUUUGAAUUAUAUAUCAGUUAUGCAAGCUUGCAAUAUUAUGAUAUAAUGUGCUGAUUGCAUCUAGCUUAAAUGGACAUGGCACACAAUCGACCCUCCUAUCUGUCAAAUCAUUAUUUCAAGUUGACAUCAUUUUAUUGUUACAGGUUUCCAGUAAAAUUUGUGUUUUCUUAAUAAUUGAAAGUAAUGACAUUAUUACUCCAGAACUACAUGAUGUAUUUUUCCAACUUAUACAUCUGAAAGAAGUUUGUGUGAGGUUAUAUCCUAGUCGAUUUUGCUUUGUUUGCUUGUACGAUUUGUUGUAAGUUCGGUUGGUCAAGUGUCUUUUCUUAUAAAAGUAUUUCUAUUUGGCCUUUUGACUACUCCGCCAUUUUUGCCUCUGCUUUAUUAAGUGCAUAAUAUAUUUACGUUCUUUCUACGUCUUUGUUCUUUUUCCUUCAUUCAUUCAUUAAUGGUUUAUUCUUUAAAAACAAAUUUCCCAUGGCAACAAAAGGUUAAUUACCAAAAAAUAUUGAAUAAUGUACAUUUUGUUAAAUUGCCCUCUACACUUACUUGUAUGUAUAUUUUGCAAUACGGAGGUAGCGCUGAGCGAUGAAAUGAAUUAAUAAAAAUCUUGUUAAAAUAUGUUCACUUCGACCUAACCAUAAUUUCGGUCCAAACCAAAAGUGCAAUCAAAGUUUUUUAUACUUUUAUCCAGAACUUACUAACGAGAAAGAAAAAGUUUCGUAUGAUUUUUCAAGGCAGCUGAAAACUAAAUUGUAUGCCACAAUUUAUCCUUUAAAUUGUGUGUCAUGUUGAUAGUAUAAAACAUUGUGAGAAAUGACUACCUUUGAAGUAGUUUAGUCUAGGAGAAAGAGGUAAUUAUCUUCAGGAGAGCACACAAUUCUAAGUGCAACAAGGGUGUUUUUUUUCUUUUGCUAUUUACUUGGAACGUUGAUGACCAAUUUAACCCAAAUUUUCACAGGUCUGCUUUAAUAACAUUGUUGGGAUAGGCUACGCCUAGUAAGGGGUACUGGUCUUUAAAAAUUACCCAAAGCAUACCUUUACUUACAAGUUGGUGUGAAUGAGCAUUCUUGCGAUAUUUUGUUUAUUACAACAAUGUUUUGAUAUUUUGGGGUAGGAAUGGGGGGGGCGUUGGUGUGGGUUAUAUGAUUGAACCAUGUGACCCCUUUUCUUGUGAAUGGUUUUACUCAAAAAUUGUUUUCAUGACAAGUUAUUAUAAAUUGGCAAGGAGAGUAUUAGCCCAUGCAGUCAUGGAACCAACAUAACCUACCUAAUAAUGAGUAAAUAUUGUUUGAUAUGUUCAACGAAUAAUUAAUAAAUCCUGGCUUAGAGUUCUUGUCUGGCUUGAA